Molecule: messenger RNA, 1662 nt
Organism: Pezoporus occidentalis (night parrot)
Lineage: Eukaryota; Metazoa; Chordata; Aves; Psittaciformes; Psittacidae
Product: helicase SRCAP-like
Exons: 9
Biological process (GO): chromatin remodeling
Cellular component (GO): Swr1 complex
Molecular function (GO): ATP hydrolysis activity; DNA binding; histone binding
Source: RefSeq, a predicted model, not a curated record
GGGGAUGCUCGUCAGCAUAGGGAGACCUUGCAUCGGUUGCUGAGGCCGUGGGGCACACAUUUCCCUGAUCGGAGGCUGGUGCAGUAUGAUUGUGGCAAGCUGCAGACCCUGGACGUGCUGCUGCGGCGCCUCAAGGCGGGCGCCCACCGGGUGCUCAUCUUCACGCAGAUGACGAGGAUGCUCGACGUCCUCGAGCGCUUCCUCACCUACCACGGCCACAUCUACCUGCGCCUGGACGGCAGCACCCGCGUCGAGCAGCGCCAGGCCCUGAUGGAACGCUUCAACGCGGACCGGCGCAUCUUCUGCUUCAUCCUUUCGACGCGGAGCGGAGGCGUGGGGGUGAACCUGGCCGGGGCGGACACCGUGGUCUUCUACGACAGCGAUUGGAACCCGACCAUGGACGCGCAGGCGCAGGAUCGGUGCCAUCGCAUCGGCCAGACCAGGGACGUGCAUAUCUAUAGGCUCAUCAGCGAGCGCACGGUGGAGGAGAACAUCCUGAAGAAGGCCAAUCAGAAACGGAUGUUGGGGGACAUGGCCAUCGAGGGGGGCAACUUCACCACGGCCUACUUCAAACAGCAAACCAUCCGGGAGCUCUUUGACAUGGCCCCAGAGGAGCCGGGCCGGGACAAGGAGCGCGAUGGGGAUGGGGGUCCCGAGGAGGACGAGGACCCGGCGGCCACGCGCCGGACCCACAUCCUGGAGCAGGCCCUGUGUGGGGCAGAGGACCCCGAGGACAUCCGGGCGGCGUCGCAGGCCCGGGCCGAGCGCGUGGCGGCCAUGGCCGAGUUCAGCGAGAGCCUGAGCCCGGAGGAGGAGCUCUCCAAGGCCGAGCAGGAGAUCGCGGCCCUCGUGGGGCAGCUGACCCCCAUCGAGCGCUACGCCAUGAACUUCCUGGAGGCCUCCCUGGAGGACGUGAGCCGCGAGGAGCUCAAGCAGGCCGAGGAACAAGUGGAGGCGGCCCGGAAGGACAUCGACCAGGCCAAGGGCGUUGGGGGCCGCUUCCGGUUGCCCCCCCAAGACGAAGAGGAAGAGGAGGAAGAGGAGGGGCCAAAGGCGGAAGUGGGCGGAGCCAGCAGCGGGGGCGUGGCCGACGACGGAGGGGGCCGCCGCCGGGGGCGGCCCCCUAAGCGGAGGGGCGUGGCCUCCCGGCGACGACGUCACCCUGGCCCCGCCCACCCCGCCGACCCCAACCCGACCAAUCAGCGCCGCCCACGACGUCACCGCCGUCGCCGCGGCCGCCCUUCCCGAACCACUUCCGGUCCCGUCACUUCCGGUCCCUCCCCAUCGCCCUUCCCCCCCCAAAAGCGCCGUCGCGGCCGCCCCCCCAAGCGGUCCCCGCCUUCCCCCAGCCCCUCCCCCCCUCCCCCUCCUCCAAGCCCCUCCCCCACCACCACCCCCACCGCCCCUCCCCCACCGCGCAGCACCCGCCGCCACCCCUCGGCCCCGCUCUUGGCCCCCCUCGAGAGGGAACCCGGGAGGCGGCACCGGAAGCGGGGGGAGGGGGAGGGGGGAAGCGGUGGUGUUGCCCCUCCCCCACCACCCUCUCAGCCCCCACCCCCACCCAAGCGGCGCCGCGCGGAGCCCCCCCGCAGGACCCAACCCCCGCGGCGCUGCGCGGAUGGGGGAGGGGCGGGGGGGAGGGGCCGCAAGGUCAAGACGUGA